AUGAUCCUCUCGGGAGCAGUCAGAGUUUGGAAUUUCCCUGGCAACGUCGACAAGUUCGAGUUCGACGACUACCUCAAGUAUGAGUUCAACCACUACAAGGAGUGCCCCGCAGACCACGACAAGCACAAUUUCGCGACGUACAACUACGAUGAGCACAACGACAACCACAAGUACAAGUACAACGACGAGCGCGACACCUACGAGCACAACAACUUCGAGUACGGCAACUACGAGUACGGCAACUACGAGCAUAGCAACCACGAGUACAGCAACUACGAGCAUAGCAACCACGAGUACGGCAACUACGAGCAUAGCAACUACGAGUACGGCAACUACGAGCAUAGCAACUACGAGUACGAAAACUACCAGCAUAACAACAACGAGCAUAACAGCCACGAGUACGGCAACUACGAGCACGAUAACUACGAGCACUAUAACUACAAGCAUAACGACUACGAGCUCAACAACUACGAGCAAAACAACUGCGAGCGCGGCAACGACGACAAAUCCAACGGCGAUCAUCCCGGUGAGCACUGCGAUCAAUUCUAA
Messenger RNA from Perkinsus marinus ATCC 50983, 549 nucleotides. RefSeq lists its product as hypothetical. The coding region runs from base 1 to 549 and encodes 182 amino acids. Lineage: Eukaryota; Perkinsozoa; Perkinsida; Perkinsidae. The transcript has 2 exons. The record is from RefSeq and is a predicted model, not a curated record.